Messenger RNA from Filobasidium floriforme, 1530 nucleotides. Its product is annotated as rab geranylgeranyltransferase. NCBI's taxonomy places the organism in Eukaryota, Fungi, Basidiomycota, Tremellomycetes, Filobasidiales, Filobasidiaceae. Gene Ontology annotation, biological process: protein geranylgeranylation. Gene Ontology annotation, molecular function: Rab geranylgeranyltransferase activity. The record is from RefSeq and is a predicted model, not a curated record. Bases 140 to 1147 code for a protein of 335 amino acids. The transcript has 8 exons. Gene Ontology annotation, cellular component: Rab-protein geranylgeranyltransferase complex.
CCGACAGCUACACAGUAGCACUUCGCUACAACUUGAUGCUGUACAUCUCUCAUCCUACUCUCGGACGGCUACAAGUCUCCUCGUCGUGCAUAGUAACAGGCCACAGGAGAACUUCGAAAAGGCUUUCAAACCUGGAACGAUGCCCGAGCAGCAACAUCUAGACAUCGACCUGCAUGUCCGAUACAUCCAGCAACUCGACACGCACAAAGAUGACCUGAGCUAUCACUUGACGGAGCAUCUCCGUAUGAACGGAGUCUACUGGGGUCUCGUCGCGUUGUGUAUCAUGGGCAGACAAGACGCUCUGGAUCGGGAUGAGAUGGUACGAUACGUCAUGUCGUGCUGGGACGAAGAUAUGGGAGCUUUCGGAGCUCACCCAAAACACGACGGACAUCUUCUCUCAACGUUAUCAGCAAUACAGAUCUUAGCCAUUCAAGACAGCCUGGAUAUCGCGAAUACCGACCGCCUGGUCAAGUUCCUCCUCUCAUUAGUACAUCCCGAGACCGGUCGAGUAGCAGGCGACCGUUGGGGCGAGACAGAUACCCGGUUCUCAUACAUCCUCGUAUCGGCCUUAUCGCUACUCGGACGACUGAAAGAUCUGGACGAAGCUUUAGAUGGGAAAGGGAGGCAGUUGGUCAUCGGCCACAUCGAGCGAUGUAGGAAUUUCGAUGGAGGGUUCGGGUCGGAUGAGGGGAGCGAGAGUCAUGGUGGUCAAAUCUUUGUCUGUGUGGCAGCGUUGGCGAUACUGGACAGGUUAGACCUGGUAGACGUCGGAACGCUAGCAUGGUGGCUCUCCGAACGACAACUACCCAACGGAGGUUUGAAUGGGCGGCCAGAAAAAUUGGAAGACGUUUGUUACUCGUGGUGGAAUCUGUCGGCAUUAUCGAUACUAGGGAAGUUGCACUGGAUCAACGAGGAAAAGCUCAUCGAGUUCAUCCUGGAAUCACAGGACCUUGAAGGGGGAGGUAUAGCAGACCGGCCAGGCGAUUGGGUAGACGUCUUUCAUACGAUUUUCGGCCUUGCGGGUCUGUCAAUGCUUGGCUACCCGGGCUUGCAGGAUAUCGACCCGGUUUAUUGUAUGCCGACCGUGGUGACGGAGAGGAUGGGUCUGAAGAAGGAAUUUCAAAUGUUACCACGCCGGACGGCAUGAUGACCAUCGAGAUGACAUUUUCACCUGCAAUUAUAGGAGGACACGAUAGCUUGCCUGCGACAUUGCCUUCGUACCAGCUGCCUGGCAAGAUGGGUCGGCCAAGAUACGACACCUUGAACUUUCAGGCCGUCAUGAGGGCAAUUCGAAUGGUUCACCUCGAUCAAACUAUCGUGGUCUUCAUCGUCCUCCUGCGCGAUCACCAGUUUCUGAUACAGUGGCUCAUCUUGCGGUGGGACGGUUCAACAUGAACCCACACUGAACCAGGGCUUUUCGCGCACGGUUGAGGAACACGGAAAACAAGUAUGAGCAAAUGAAGCUGACGGUUUCGCAUGUAGGGGACCCUCUCGAUGCGAUGCAUGCAGCCAGGCUUGGGUACAGGUCAG